AUGGCAUGAAUAUGUCCUCUCCUUUUCCCUGUAGCUGGAGCAGCAGAGGCAGCAGCUGCUGACGGAGCGCCAGAACUUCCACAUGGAGCAGCUGAAAUACGCGGAGCUUCGCGCCCGCCAGCAGCUGGAGCAGCAGCACAACCAGAACGCCCAGCAGUCCCACCAGCAUUCCAGCGGCCCAGGCAUGAACCCUCUGGGCACGUCCGGGCAUCCAGGCCUGAUGGCACCCCAGCAACCUCCUCCGUAUCCCAUGAUGCACCACCAGAUGCCUCCUCCUCACCCUCCUCAGCCAGGUAAGGGUGGGAAGCCAGGCGUGGCUAAGCGAGGUCAGGUCGGAAUCCUGCCAGGACAUUGGAAUUUAGAACUCAGGACUGAGGAACGUAAUUAUGUUGGGUUGGAUCCCAUACCGCUGUGAACGGGGCAAGAAUGU
Molecule: messenger RNA, 430 nt
Organism: Sphaerodactylus townsendi
Lineage: Eukaryota; Metazoa; Chordata; Lepidosauria; Squamata; Sphaerodactylidae
Product: SWI/SNF complex subunit SMARCC1-like
Exons: 1
Coding region: 83-415 (110 amino acids)
Source: RefSeq, a predicted model, not a curated record